AUGACGACUCCUAAUCAACAACUAGUUGAUCUCGAUUGGAAAUUUGCAAUCAACGUCGCCAGUAGUGAACCCGAGGCCAACACGGGUGCGGCUCGACUUUAUUUAAAACUAACAACAAUGUCGAAUAAUGGUACCAAUCGCACAGACAUUCCUUUAAGUGUGACAUUGGAACAGUUCUAUGCUCUCGUUCACCAACUUGAAAAAGCAAAACUUGAAAUGGAUGUUUAUGCUUAA
Molecule: messenger RNA, 234 nt
Organism: Adineta ricciae
Lineage: Eukaryota; Metazoa; Rotifera; Eurotatoria; Adinetida; Adinetidae
Source: the annotation of a GenBank genome assembly